AAUGACGUCAUAAGCGAUUGGCGUUGGCUUGAUUAGAAUGAAGGCAGACGAGACAAGCUGCUCGACGUUCAGUUAUCGUUCACUCACCUGUGGAAGCUGGUCACCUUCUUCAUGUCAGUGUUCUAUGGCCCUUAACAGCAUAAAAAAGCCCAGCUCCAGCAAUAUCAUCAGCAGCAGCAAUCUCUCCACAAAUCCCCAUCAACAAAAGCUGUUUAGCAUACCAAAUCAGGAAACUGGUCUUUACGAAUACAAAGUGUUUGGCUCGCUGGACAGCUGCAAGGCGGAGCUUUGCGCCGACGUCUACAUGGACCUGGCCUACCGGAAGCAUUGGGAUCCCUACGUCAAAGAGCUGACGGAGAAGGAGAUUGAUGGGCGGCGGGCUAUCUACUGGGAGGUCGCGUACCCCUUCCCGCUGUCCAACAGGGACUACGUGUACGUCCGCGAGCGCCGCCUACUGGACGUGGGCGGCAGGAAGAUCUGGGUGGUCCUGGCCAGAAGCUCGCCCGAGACGCCGUACCCGGAGAAGAACGGAGUGCUGAGGGUCAAAGACUACAAGCAGACCAUCGUCAUGGAGGCCGACGGCCACGCUGGAACCAGAGUGUUCAUGAAUUACUUUGACAAUCCUGGUGGGAUGAUUCCCAGCUGGCUGGUCAACUGGGCGGCCAAGAGCGGCGUUCCCGCCUUCCUCACUGACAUGAAGAAGGCGUGCGCCAACUAUCCACUCUACUGUCAGAACAAAUGAGGACACUUGACAGUCCGCAAAGUGAGUGACGGGGAUGUCGGCUGACUUGCUGUCUUUUAAUUACACACAAAGACACACACUCCACGACUUUAAGUGCAAUCCGAGCCUUUUGUGGAGGCUUUAAUCAUUUCAAGGCAUGUUCGCUUGUGUGGUUUUCUACGCGUUUACUGUCAAAAUUACAUCAGCAAUGCAAACCAUUCUUUUAAAAAAAUAUUUACUAUAAUUCAACUGUAUGUUUAGUGUGACCGUUAAUUUUCUCACAACGGCAUGAACCAGCGUGGGCAAACAUUUGUGCUGAAUAGCCAAUCAAUACAAAAAGCCAACUUGAUGUAAAAAGGACUCCGGGAUUUCUUGCUCAUUGUGAAAAUGUAUUUUAGAAGUGAUCAUUUUUCAUUUGGUUGAGAGAAAUAAAAAAAAAACGAAUUUCUGCAUCAAUGCUGUGUGAGGUCAUUACCACUAGAUGGCAGUAUCACCCAAGGCGUGGACUUGUAUUGCUUAUGUUGUCCAAGCGAAACGGAACAGAACAAAACUUUGGUGCGCAGGUUCUUUACCGUACCAUUUGGAGGGGAGGUCAGAGGUCAGGGCCACAUCUUACGACUUUGCCAAAUCUUAAUUCAGGCACGGGGUGGGGGGGGCGAAGGAGUACUGACAAGUCGGCCCGGGAGGAAUAACAGAUUUGUUGCUUUUUUUUAACAGGCGCAAUAGGCAUAAAGAAAUAUGUCCGGAGCGAAUUUUCCGCCGACUGUAAAAUAAACGUAUUUCUUGGCCAGCCUUGUGAUUGGUCAUCCACUCGGCUAACUGUGGCAAUGCUGAAGACCAGUCUCUUGUUGAACACCAAUAUUCUCUAUUAUUAUUGUCGUUAUCUUCCCCACUCUUCAGACAGACUCCGCCUUCCAUAUUUCUUCAUCCCAAUUAAGAAAACAUUCAACUUUCCAAAUAGUCCCAAAAUUCAGGACACGUUAGGUAGUAUUUUUUUCUUUCACAUUCCCAAAACUUCGACUUUCCUCACAAUUCUGAUUGUUACGCAAUCCCCCAUUCAAGAGAUAUUUGACACCUGCGCCUCCUCCUUCCACAUUUCUUGAUGCAGUCAAACCAUUCCAAGUGUCCCAUUCGACAUUUCAGCCUGGAUGUGAUGUCGGCCAGCUGCGGGCAAUGGAAUGUUGCGCCCCACCUUGGUCCUAUCUGUUGCUACUGAGGCUACUGUGUGUGCCGAACUUUAAACAAGAUCAACAGGGUCAAGUUUUGUGCGGCCCAGAGAUGACAUACGUUGCGAAAUCAGAAUCAAAAUGAUUGCAACAACUCAUCAAAGAGAGAGUCACAUAUUUUUAUUUGAGUAUUCAUAUUUGUAUUAGAAUUUUUUGUGGUGACCACUGCUGCCAGCCUCCUAUUUGGUAGCUGACACUGGUUCGGUGCUUUUCUGUCACAUUCCAAAAAUUCCUACUUUCCCCUCCAAUCUAACGUGUUUCAAAACAUUCAAACGCCUCCCAUUCCAACGAUUCAUUUCAAUCAUUUCCGCAGCGUCCACACGCAAUUUCUCCAGAAAUUGCAAAUUGUCGAGUCCCGAAAGAGAAAGCCACACACAAGGCUGGCUGCCCCCCCCCCCCACACACACACACAAUCCCCCCCACCCCUCCGCACUCGUCCCUAAGAAGCUCAGAUUUCCCAGGUGCCUCUCUGUCUGCCAGACGUAACAAAAUAACGUCUCUGCUGGCCAGCUUAUUUUUCAAGCGCUUUGCUGUCUUUUGGCUCAUGUCUGCACCAGAUGACCGCAGCAGAUAGCCGCCGUGCGCUUCUGCUUCUUCGUCAUCGUCCAUCACCUUUUGUCUCCUUCUUCUUGCUUGCCUCGGCCCACAGCGGCGCCAUCAACACUUCAUGCUCAGUAAUGAUGCUUUUUUUUUUGGACCAAGUUAGGCAAUCUGCAAACUUGAUUUAGAAUUUCACCUUUGCCCACGUGGAGGAUCGUCGACAUGUUCCUGGAUUGUGACAUCAUAUUUUCAAAGUCAUGUCUUUAAAUUCGUAAGAAAUGAAAUCAGUCGAUCGGAAUCCUUUUUGAGAUGUUCCUCUUGCGUGUUUGAUUUUGGAAAUUGUCUUCACCCCCCCAUCGGAUUACUGAGUCGCGUACAGCAGUUGAGUGAGACUCUGUUAUGCUGCCCCCGGUGGCCAUGUGGCCCAAAUUGCAAUUUCAGAAAAUGAACAAGCCUCAAUCUUGCUCCCGGGUUGGUCGCUUGUGCUGCCCUCAGGGUUGUUAUCUUUCCAAGCGAGAAUGCGAUGACAUCCUCCCGGAGAAAUAUACGACCCGGAUUAUUAGGAGGGGUCGCGUGACAUCCGAGCCCUUUAAGUGCUUUACCUGCCGCCGCAUUUGUCGGCUUGGGAUUUAUUUUCUUGGGAAAUGUGCGAUUGUGGGAACAUGGGGGCAAUGUGCAAAUUGGGCUGCCCUCAGUGAGCUGAACGUUUUCAAGUGGAGAAGCACUGUUGAUACUCUGUAGAGAUUAUAUUCAUUUCGUAAAAUGUUGCUGACAAAGCAAUUUGAAUGAUUUUCUGCCUUCUGCGUGUACAAUGUUUAGUUCUCUCUUUAUGGAUUAGCUUCAAAGUAAACUUGAAAUGACAAAAAUAACUUGAAACAA
This is a messenger RNA of Hippocampus zosterae (dwarf seahorse), 3366 nucleotides long. RefSeq names its product phosphatidylcholine transfer protein (gene pctp). The transcript is spliced from 7 exons. The record is from RefSeq and is a predicted model, not a curated record. The coding region runs from base 38 to 742 and encodes 234 amino acids. Gene Ontology annotation, molecular function: phosphatidylcholine binding; phosphatidylcholine intramembrane carrier activity. NCBI's taxonomy places the organism in Eukaryota, Metazoa, Chordata, Actinopteri, Syngnathiformes, Syngnathidae.